This is a messenger RNA of Papilio xuthus (Asian swallowtail), 1705 nucleotides long. Its product is annotated as ATP synthase subunit d, mitochondrial. The record is from RefSeq and is a predicted model, not a curated record. The coding region runs from base 60 to 587 and encodes 175 amino acids. Gene Ontology annotation, molecular function: proton transmembrane transporter activity. Gene Ontology annotation, biological process: proton motive force-driven ATP synthesis. NCBI's taxonomy places the organism in Eukaryota, Metazoa, Arthropoda, Insecta, Lepidoptera, Papilionidae. The transcript has 3 exons.
AAGUACAUCAAUACUUGACACGUUUGAAAAUAUUAUUACGGAAAUAAAUAACGAUAACAAUGGCAAAAAGAUUUACAAAACCAUCAAUCAAUUGGGUAGAAAUUGAGAAAAGAUAUCCACCGGAGCAGAAAAACAAUUACUUGGCGUUCAGAGCCAAAUCUGCUGCUUAUUUACAAAGGGUACAAGCUAAUCCAGCUGAAAUGCCAAAAAUUGAUUGGGAAGCAUAUAAGAAGUUGAUUCCUCAAUCGAAUAUUGUGGAGAAGUUGAAAUCUGCUUUGGAGAAAUACAAAAUUCCUUAUCCAAAAGACAAUGUCACAUCACAGAUAGACGCGCAGUGGAAGACUAUUGAAAAAGAUAUACAACAGUACUGCGCUGAACAACAGAAACAUAUUGAUGCCGCAUCUAAAGAAUUGAAAAGAAUACAAUCUCUUCCGAAGUUUGAAGAUAUGACUAUGGAGAUGUUUUAUUAUUUGUAUCCAGACAAAGCAUUAGAUCCAGUGAACAGACCAACCUACUGGCCACAUAACCCAGAGGAACAACCUGGAUAUGUAACUCCUGAAGUGAAAACCUCGAAAACUGGGCAUUAAAUAUUUUCAACCAGUUUAAAAUAUAUGAAGAAAAGAACACAAGAAUUUAUUCGAUUGGAAUUAAUUUGACACGAAUAUGUAGGUAAUUAAUACCAAAUUUGUACCUUUAAAAUAUUUUAUACAACAAAACCUAAGCUGGAUAUUAACCCAAUAAAUGUGACAAAUCAUAUCGAGUUAGUCGAGAGUCGAGACUGAGAUAAAUUCUUUCUUUAAAAGGAGUCAAAGAGCAAUGUUGUCUUAGAUUCGUUAAGACAAUUUAUCCUUUUGUGGCGAAACACAGAAAUUUUUUAACUAAAUCUGACCAGUGAAAAGUAGGGAACAAAUUGAUUUUAUUAUAAAGAGAAAAAUUAGGUAAUGUAUCUGAAGAAAUGUAAAACAAGAGUCAUUGCUCCGUCAUAAUUGAAGUCCAAACAACGCAGUGCUCAUUGUCUGUGGACAGGGCACGAAGGGCUGCGGGUUAAAUUUAGCCCCGCUCAGGGCCGCCACAGACAUUCGGCCAAGAGAUCGCGCGUGGCAAAUUGUGACUGAUGAUUGUAUUGGAUUUCACUGCGAUUUAUUUUCAGAUCGAUAUAUUAACGUCUGGAACUUGGCUUGACUAAUUGACGGGAUCUACUUUCAAAAUUAUGUGCGCUUUUGAAUUUUAAAUCUAACUGAUGCGACUGGGUUAAAGUUUAAAAUAAUCAUCGGUAAAAAGAUUCUUUUGUCAAUAUCAAGAAGAAGAAAAAAUGAAAUUUUACAAAAAUUAUUACCUAAUACGGAACUGAUAGAAUUCGGAAGAAAAAACACUCACAUAUCGCUAAGUUAUUUAAAAGCUUAGCGCUUUUAAUAAGUCUUUCAGCGGGCAAGCUUUAUGAAUGAACAUCGUUAUUACCAGUCGGGGAAUAUUCCGAGUACAUUCAAACGAUUCGUGCCUCCCACUUCCCCUCAGCCGGCCUGCUACGCUUCCGAGAAAACUCACUGACCCAAGCUCAGUAUAUCCAACUCUAAGAAUUGAUAAGUAUAUAUGCGUUCAAGAACACUGUUAAUAGUAUAGUUUAUUUUAUAUUUGUAAACAUUAUGUAAUGAAUAUGAUAACAUUCUGAAACAAUCUUUUGUUAUUAUAUUUCAUAUAAUUUGUG